Colletotrichum destructivum is the source of this 522-nucleotide messenger RNA. RefSeq lists its product as uncharacterized. NCBI's taxonomy places the organism in Eukaryota, Fungi, Ascomycota, Sordariomycetes, Glomerellales, Glomerellaceae. The transcript has a single exon. The record is from RefSeq and is a predicted model, not a curated record. The coding region runs from base 1 to 522 and encodes 173 amino acids.
AUGAUUGGAGCGGACAGCCUACAAGCCCGGAGUGGCUGGCUCAUGUCCAAAACGCAUACGAUACCGCAGCCAGCAUCUAUCUCGUGGGCGAUGAGUCCAGAGAAGCCGCAUCCUAAACCGAAGACUCUUAGGGAAAAAGAUACAUUGGCUGUCGUAAAGACCGGUCUGGAGUCUCUCCGAGCCUUGAUCAAAGCCUCGGCAGCCAGUAUCGCUCAGUACUCAGCCCGAAACCACAAUUACAAGUUGUUGCCCAGGCCUCUCUCGCUCGAAGACACCGCCGCAUCUAGACUCACAAUCGGACCAGACAAGACUUCAGUCCUUUCAGGCACUGACGAGAUGUUCCGCACCUUCGCAGACAAGUUUUACGACUUGUUUGCCGGUCCCGUUUCGCGACACGUUGAUGUGUUGAUCCAGCGGGUCGACAGUGUUGUCUCGGACGAGGAGGCAGACGAAGAAGACGAGGAGGGUGGCGAGAAAGACGCGAUGGCUGCCGAUAGGGGAAUUGACCCUGAUGAGGAGUAG